UGCAGCUCCCCCAACAUGGCUACCCUCUGAAAACGACUGGCAGACAUCAGCUCUGCAAAAUCUGCCGUGAGACUUCAUCAGGAUCUAUUCCUGUUUCAGCAGUGUGUUCACCACUGUCUGUACCUGGGAUAACCUGGGCGAGAAAUUCUGCUCCUACUCUCAUCCCCGAAGACGGCUCCUGGAAUGAAGGCCCUGCGCCCGCAGCAGAACAACAGAGAACGUCCUUAAGAGAGAAGGGGAGGAGAAAGCGUUGCUCUCUGGCUCUAGCAACCCCACCUCCCGGUUAUUUCAUCUUCCUUACAAGGCUAAAGCGAGCAGCUUUCCUCUGCCGCCUGGGUCCCUUAAAAGCAGCAGAGCAAGCCCGAGGAUCCCGGUGGAGUGCAGCCGGGAUGAGGCUGACAGAGAUGGGGAAGGAGGCGGCGCUGGCGUGAGCCCCGCGGAGAGCACGGCAGAGAAGGCUAGUGCUCUCCAGAGAAGUGUGACAGUAUCCUAUGAAUCCUUAAAGCAGGUGUCCAUUGAUGCAGAUCUUCCAAAGAAACAUGAAACCAAACCCAAAUGAAAUCACUGAGGGGGAAAAAGUGCAACAUGAGAGGUAAAAUGAAAAACUGGUCUUUUGAGAAGAACAGUUGGGAGCUGUGACAAACCAAGAGACCAGAGGAUUACUACACAGCUCCUACAGGUUCUCAUCUAAGGCACCGGCUUAGCCUUCCAGCAAGUGUAUGCUGAGGUGUGGGUUCAGCAGCCAAGGAUGGAAGUACUACGCCGUUCCUCAGUCUUUGCUGCAGAGGUGAUGGAGGUUUUUGACAGGUCUCCCACUGACAAGGAGCUUGUGUCCCAAGCCAAGGCUCUCUGCAGAGACUACAUAAAUUCGAGGCUAAUUCGAGCAGGUGUCAGCUGGAGCAAACCUGAGCACAACACACCAGUGCCUGGCGGUAAACUGGCUGAGGUGUCCACCAUACUGCUGCGACUGGGGGAUGAGCUGGAAUACAUUCGCCCCAACGUCUACCGGAACAUUGCCCGCCAAUUGAACAUCUCGCUGCACUCAGAGACGGUGGUGACGGAUGCCUUCCUGGCAGUAGCUGCACAGAUUUUCACUGCAGGCAUAACAUGGGGCAAGGUGGUGUCUCUCUAUGCAGUGGCAGCGGGGCUGGCAGUGGACUGUGUGCGGCACGCGCAGCCAGCCAUGGUUCACACCAUCGUAGACUGCCUGGGAGAGUUUGUCCGCAAGACCUUGGUGGCAUGGCUGAAAAGGAGAGGAGGCUGGGCAGACAUCACAAAAUGCGUGGUGAAUACUGACCCCAGCAUUCGCUCCCACUGGCUCGUGGCCGCUGUUUGCAGCUUUGGUCACUUCCUCAAGGCUAUCUUCUUCGUCCUGCUGCCUGAGAGAUGAAUCCAAGUCACCAGGUGCAGCCCCCCUAUCCCAUCUCCUCCCCAACUUCAGAAGCAGUGGUAAUGGCAAUCUCUGAAGAGGAGGAAGAGAACAACCAGGACAAACAAAAGGCUUGUUCUCCUCUCCCUUCAGCUGGGAGCAGAUGAUCAACCACAGUCUCCUGUUUGCAGCCAUAGGAGCCUCUCUCAUCAUUAAUCCUUUAAAGAGUCUUGUUUCCCCGAGUGACUUGUGUGUGUGGCCUGGAUGUUGCCAGUCCCUUGGCACACUGAUUGCAGCUGUGUGUAGCAUGGACUAUCAGACAUCUGUUCCUUACGGCUGUGUUGCAUGCUUAUGCUAGUGCCAGGCAGAGGGGAGGAGGAAUGGGGUAUUAUUUGAAAUGGGAUAGGAGAGAGGAAGAGUCCCUCCUUCGCUCCAUGUGAUUCCCCUUUCAGUCCUCAGACUCGCUUUGCAUCAAUUUUUUGUUGUUACAUUUGUGCUUAAACUCCAUCUCCUCCUUUAUGCCUAACUGGACUUGCUGGGCUUUGCCCCCAGCAUAGCAUGGUGGAGGGAAUAAUGCAGCUGUGGGUUUUUAAAGUGAUAGAAACAAACAUACUGUCAUCAAAUGCUUCUCCCUGUCGUAUCUUGGAAAUCAGACUGAGUGGCUGUGUGAAGGGCAGGACUUGAGGGCUGUUGCAUGUGAUGCAGUUUGCAAGUGUAUUUUGUUGACCCCUCUUACUGUGCUCACACGCCAUUUCAAACAGGAGAGCAAGGGGCAACGCCUUCAAGCAACACUUGGGAUUGAAUUUCAUAACAAAGAAAAAUGUUUUCUCCACUGAAAUUUCAUCAGAGCUAAGCAGCAUGUAAGUAGGAAAGGCUGGGGGGCAUGAGCUGGAAUUAGGGAAACAGUAAGUGAACUGUCUGGUGUUGUGAAGGGGGAAAGCUGUGUCAAAAGUAGCUGAUUUAUGUUUCUCCUUUAAUGUCUUCGGAAGUACAACUUGCAGUCUUCUUUGUGGCAAACAAUAAAAGAAAAUAGGUAGUGUUUCACUAUUGCAAA
Molecule: messenger RNA, 2423 nt
Organism: Athene cunicularia (burrowing owl)
Lineage: Eukaryota; Metazoa; Chordata; Aves; Strigiformes; Strigidae
Gene: BOK
Product: BCL2 family apoptosis regulator BOK
Exons: 5
Coding region: 749-1390 (213 amino acids)
Biological process (GO): regulation of apoptotic process; extrinsic apoptotic signaling pathway in absence of ligand; intrinsic apoptotic signaling pathway in response to DNA damage
Cellular component (GO): mitochondrial outer membrane
Molecular function (GO): protein heterodimerization activity; protein homodimerization activity
Source: RefSeq, a predicted model, not a curated record